AUGUCUUCUGCUCCUGCUAAGAGAGAGUUCCUCUGCAUCCUGCCCGAUAAGCCCGGUGCGCAGGCGAAGCGUCUUGAGGUUCGCCCUAACCACCUCGAGGGUGUUAAGCCGCUCGUUGCGUCUGGUGCUAUUGUUGCCGGUGGCGCAAUGCUCAAUGCUCACCCCGCCGAUGGCGAGACCCCCUCUUUCAAGGGAAGCAUGAUGCUUGCUGUUGCGGAGAACGAGGCCCAGGUACUUGAGCUGCUUAACAAGGAUAUCUAUGUCUCCUCUGGUGUGUGGGAUAUGGAGAACGCGCAGAUUAUUCCGUUCAAGUCUGCUGUUCGUGAGGCUUUGUAG
Molecule: messenger RNA, 336 nt
Organism: Penicillium crustosum
Lineage: Eukaryota; Fungi; Ascomycota; Eurotiomycetes; Eurotiales; Aspergillaceae
Exons: 4
Coding region: 1-336 (111 amino acids)
Source: RefSeq, a predicted model, not a curated record